Chionomys nivalis (European snow vole) is the source of this 2112-nucleotide messenger RNA. It is a transcript of the gene Fam174a, whose product is annotated as family with sequence similarity 174 member A. The record is from RefSeq and is a predicted model, not a curated record. The transcript has 3 exons. The coding region runs from base 169 to 744 and encodes 191 amino acids. NCBI's taxonomy places the organism in Eukaryota, Metazoa, Chordata, Mammalia, Rodentia, Cricetidae.
CGGUUGUCCCGGCGAGCUAUCGUCGCCCGCAAAGCCGCCGCCGCCGUCUCUUUCACCCGCCACCCGCCGUGCGGGCUCUUGGCAGGUUCCGGUGCGCCCAUGGUCGGCGCUGCGGACCGGGAGGCUGGCCCGGCGGCUGCGGCGUGCUGAGAGGGCGGCGUGGGGACGAUGCGGGUCCCGCGCGGCUGCUCCCGGCCUGGCCGCCUCCUGGCUCCGGCCUUCUUCCUGCUGUUGCUGCCCGCGCUGAACGGGUCCGGGACGGCGCUGUCCACGGCGGCCAGGGCGGCGCCAGGAUCCGGGCCUCCGGAGUCCGGGCCGCGCACGCAGUCCCCGCUGCCUCCCGGCCCCACCGCUGCCCAGCCCCGGGGCCAAGCUCAGGGUGAAGCCGCCGGCCCUCGAGGCGCGGAGGGCCGCAAUGGCAGCAGUCCCGGAGCAGGGCCUGAGGCGGAUGGCCUCGGAAGGAAGGCCGCGGAAGGCGCGGCGGGUGGCAGCUUGGCUGCUGUGAGCCCCAACCCUGGCGACAAGCCCAUGACCCAGCGGGCCCUGACCGUGUUGGUGGUGGUGAGUGGCGCUGUGCUGGUGUACUUCGUGGUCAGGACCGUCAGGAUGAGAAGAAGAAACCGUAAAACUAGGAGAUAUGGAGUUUUGGACACUAACAUAGAAAACAUGGAAUUGACACCAUUAGAACAAGAUGAUGAGGAUGAUGACAACACAUUGUUUGAUGCCAAUCAUCCUCGAAGAUGAGAAUGUGCCUUUCAUGAGAAGACUUCAAAUUUCUACUGAAGAACAGUUUCUAUGUCUAAGGAAUAAGAAGCCACUCUAUGGAGGGGAGGGGAAUUUAAGUUGCAGACAUUAUGACAACCUUUAAUUUGUUGUUAUGGCAAUAAAUAUUGUAUCAUUUUGUUAUAUCUUUGUAUAUUUGGAACUGCUCUAUUAAUGGGCUACAUGCUGUUAGGGACAAGCUGUACUGUACUGUAUUUUGCAUUUGAAAAUUAUUUUAAAAUGGUGUUUUCUGAAGCGCUUUUGUUCCUUUUACCAUAUUAUUGUAACCUGUUCUCUUUGGAGUACUAAUCAGUUAUUGUUAAUUAUUUUGUUAGCAUCAUAAUUUAAAGAACUAUAAGCCACAACUAACUGGUAUGAAAAAAUAAUUAAAAUUCUCCUUUACUAAAAAUUUCUCAUUUUUAUGGGGAAAGAAAGUUAAAUUUGUUAUGUUGUUUUUGAGCUUUUAAAUAGUAGUAAUUGUCUGUGCUAUUGUAUGCAAAAGAAUGAAUGUAAUUUAAAAUUAUUUAAGUGGUACAGACAGAAUGUGUUUACAAAAUAAACACUCCAUUGUUAUAUAGUAACUUGUGUGUUUUUAUAUUAUCUCUAUAUACUGAGUCCAAAAUGUAAUUUUCCCUAGCUUAGUGACUCACAUCUAUAAUUCUUGCAUAAAGCAGAUUUCUUUUGAGUUUGAGUCCAAGGAUAGAUGUGGCAAAAAAGAUUGACUAUCUUCUUAGAGGUGAGAUAUUUUGGAAAUCUGUGAAUGUCAAAGGCAUUUGUAGUUUAGUAUGAGAAAGUGAAUUACAAAUAAGAUUUCUUGUCAGAGAUGAAGAGAUUGAAAUAUUCCAUCUGUAGACUUUUAUGUAGUGAUUAGCCUCAUUAUCACACAGCAAAUCUAAUCUCACCCAGGUCUGGUUUUACACAUUUUAAAUUUUAGAAGAAGACUUAACAGAGAAGUCAUGGGUCCUGAAUGUCAUUGCUUGCUAGCAUUAAUGAGGUCAUUCAGAUGUGUGACAUAAUGGGAUAGUCGCCAGGCAUAGGAUUUAUUUUUAAUUUAUCAGCUAUACUUUAUGGUCCCUAGUUCUGUUCUGUAUCAUAUUUUCUGUGUAGCAAAGCUAAUCAGGAAAUCUCCCUCAGUUGGUAAACUUAGCUAUUUUAUAGGCUACUGCUUCAUGAUGAAUUAAUUUCAGUUCUACCCUGCUUGUAUUGACCUUAGAGCCUUAGAGUUACUCCCAUUCAACAAGCCCAAAAUAGAUACUCCUCCAUCUAAAGUUCAAAAGAAUGGUUUUAUAUUUGAAUAUAACCCAGGCCUGUAAUAUUUCAAAUAAAACUGAAAACUUACAUGCUACAACG